AUGGCGUUUCUGUGGGCAGUUGCCUGCCUGGCCCUUGCCAGCACCGUCUCGGGUUGCGGGGUGCCCGCCAUCCAGCCCUCGGUGCACUACAGCGAGAGGAUCAUCAACGGGCAGGAUGCGGUGUCUGGCUCAUGGCCCUGGCAGGUGUCCCUGCAGAGCCGCUGGGGUUCCCAUUUCUGCGGUGGCUCCUUGAUCAACGAGAACUGGGUCGUCACAGCUGCCCACUGCGAAUUCAACCCGUACUCCCAUGUCGUCGUCCUCGGGGAAUAUGACCACAACUCCAACACAGAGUCCACUCAAGUGAAGACCGUGGCCAGGGCCAUCACGCACCCCAGUUGGGACCCCUACAACAUCAACAACGACAUCGCCCUGCUGAAGCUCUCCUCGCCUGCCCAGCUGGGACGCCGCGUGUCCCCCGUCUGCCUGGCCCCUGCCAAUGUGGCUCUGCCCACCAACCUCCAGUGCGUCACCACCGGCUGGGGACGCACCAACACCAACUCCCAAGCCUUGGCUGCACGCCUGCAGCAGGUAACCCUGCCCUUGAUCUCCCAGAGCGAGUGCAUGCAGCACUGGGGCAACCGGAUCACGAACGCCAUGCUCUGUGCCGGCGGGGAAAAAUACGUGUCUUCUCCACAGGGUGACUCUGGCGGACCUCUGGUAUACCAGGAUGGGAACAUCUGGACCUUGAUCGGCAUUGUCUCUUGGGGAAACAGCAACUGCAAUGUCCGCGUGCCGGCUGUCUACACCCGCGUAAGCCAGUUCCGAAACUGGAUUGACUCCACUGUUGCUCAGGGAUAG
Molecule: messenger RNA, 798 nt
Organism: Cariama cristata (Red-legged seriema)
Lineage: Eukaryota; Metazoa; Chordata; Aves; Cariamiformes; Cariamidae
Gene: CTRL
Product: chymotrypsin-like
Exons: 7
Coding region: 1-798 (265 amino acids)
Biological process (GO): proteolysis
Molecular function (GO): serine-type endopeptidase activity
Source: RefSeq, a predicted model, not a curated record